GAAAGUGCCAGCCGCUUCCCGCCCCGCCUUCUCCGCCGCACUCUUUGGGAAGAGGCAGAGGGCUGCGUCUGGUGCCGGACUUGGUGGUAGCCCCAUUUAGGACAGCCUUUGCCAGAAGAGGGAGGAGUCUCUUGGGCCCUGUCGGAGGCUGCCUUGGAGCACAAAAAUCAAAGAUGGAACACUCAGCUGGCCCCGAAGGAGGAAGAGGUCUGUAUAUCAUCCAUGCUGGGAACUCUGGGGAAUUCUGGGAAAUAACCGUGCAGAAGGUCCUGGGUAAGAAAGACGCCCUCAGCUCAAAUGUGCAGUGCCAGCGUUUCAGGGAAUUGUGUUACCAGGAGGCAAAGGGCCCCCGAGAUAUUUGCAGCCAACUCCACCAUCUCUGCCAUCAGUGGCUGAAGCCAGAGCGACACAUGAAGAAUGAGAUCCUGGACUUGGUGAUCCUGGAGCAGUUCCUGGCUGUCCUUCCACCGGAGAUGCAGAGCUGGGUGAGGGAAUGUGGAGCGGAGACCACUUCCCAGGCAGUGGCCCUGGCUGAAGCUUUCAUCCUGAGCCGGGCAGAGGACAAGAAGCAGGCAGAGCAGCAGGUCAAGGGUCUGUUUGCAGAAGUGGCCACUGAUUUCCUUGAGUCACAGAAGGCUCUGUCGGACGCCAGAGAAUGUUCUCUGCAAAUGGAGAAUGUGCAGGAGAGCGACAGACUUGCCACCUCACUGGGUGAUGAAAUGAUGCUGGCAAGACCUCAACCGUCUCUUCUUUGUGGUGGAGGGGAAGCAGCUGCUGUGGAGGAGGAUCAGGGUCCGGUGUCCUUUGAGGAGGUGGCUGUGUACUUCACGGAGGAGGAGUGGGCUUUGCUGGAUCCCCACCAGAGGGCGCUGCACAUGGAAGUUAUGGAGGAGAACUGUGGAAUCGUGGCCUCUCUCGAUGAUGAAUGGGAAAGUGAGAAUCGGGGAGAACUACAUGGCACAUUCCCUGAAAGAGCCACAUAUAGCAAGAGGGAGCAGCAGAGAAGGAGAACUAGUGAAGAAGAGAAGAGGAGGAACCAAUCCCCUACCUCUCCGGACAGUGACUGCCAUCAAAUCCGACUCAAAGAAAAACUGCAAAAGGGAAAACCAACAAAUACAUGGCGUGUGUGUCAGAGAAGGUUUCAUUCUGAAUCAAUACUUAAAACUCAUUACAAACUCCACACAGAAAAGAAACCAUGCAAAUGCUUGGAGUAUGGAAAGAGCUUUUGUCAAAAUUCUGAUCUUACUUGCCAUCAAGGGAUCCAUACAAGAGAGAAACCAUACAAAUGCUUGGAGUGUGGAAAGAGCUUUCUUUACAAUUCUGAUCUAAUUUGCCAUCAAAGGAGUCAUACAGGGGAGAAACCAUACAAAUGCUUGGAGUGUGGAAAGAGCUUCACGCAGAAGAUAAGCCUCACUUUGCAUCAAAGAAUUCACACGGGGGAGAAACCAUUUAAAUGCCUGGAUUGUGGUAAGAGCUUCUGUCAGAAGACAAAUCUCACUACUCAUCAAAGAAUUCACACAGGCGAGAAACCAUACAGCUGCUUUGAAUGUGGAAACAGCUUUUCCCAAAGUACUGCCCUUAUUACUCACCAAAGGAUCCAUACAGGGGAGAAACCAUAUAAAUGCCUGGAGUGUGAAAAGAGCUUCAGUCUUAAGUCACAUCUCACUUCUCAUCAAAGAAUCCACACAUGGGAGAAACCAUUUAAAUGCUUAGAGUGUGGAAAGAGCUUACGUAAUAAGUCACAUCUCAUUUCACACCAAAGAAUUCACACAGGGGAGAAACCAUUUAAAUGCUUGGAGUGUGGAAAGAGCUUCACACGGAAGGAUAGUCUCACAUUUCAUCAAAGAAUUCACACAGGGGAGAAAUCAUAUAAAUGCUCUGAAUGCGGAAAGAGCUUCUGUCAGAAAACACAUCUCACUACUCAUCAAAGAAUUCACACAGGAGAUAAACCAUUUAAAUGUUUGGAGUGUGGAAAGAGUUUCACACGUAAGGAUAGUCUCACUACUCAUCAAAGAAUUCACACAGGGGAGAAACCAUACAAAUGCUUGAAGUGUGGAAAGAGCUUCAAGCAGAAGAAGAGUCUCAUUUCGCAUCAAAAUAUCCACACAGACGAGAAAUCAUUUAAAUGCUUGGAGUGUGGAAAGUGCUUCACAUGGAAGGAAAGUCUUUCUGUUCAUCAAAGAAUUCAUACAGAGGAGAGACCAUUUAAAUGCUUGGAAUAUUGACGGAGCUUCAGUAAAAAGAUACAAUACUCAUCAGUGAAUUCACAAGGUGGAAACUGCAUAAAGGUUUGGAGUGUGGAAAGGCACACUAUGCCUCUCAUCUAAUGAAUUCUCACAGGAGGGAAAGUACAGAAGGGGUUUGAAUAUGGAAUCCGAUUCUGUUUAAGUUCCAUUUCAUUUAGGAGCUGCGGUGGCAAGGGAUGUAGCCUGGUGGACGGAAUAUGGCUUAUGCAGGGAUCUGAGAGACAAAUGGUCAACCAUAGAGGGCCACAUUAAUCUCCCAAGCUGAAGUUCCCCACCGCUGCUAUAGAGAGAGAGGAAGAGGAGCCAUAUGCUUAAUCCAGUGAAAUUAAAAUGGGUCCUCUUGAAUUUGGAAGAUUUUUACUUGGCAUCCCAUUACAUUAAAACGGACAUUGAUAUCUUUGAAUGGGUUUUCUUGUGCCAUGGUGGUGCUGGCAAGCACUGGAUUGGUGAUUUUUACUGCACAGUGGAUAGACACUUGUCUUAGAUUUGACCUGGCCCAGAGCAGAUUUUCGGGUGGGCACCCCGCAUUACUUACUUUUUCUUCUUGUUGAUUUAGCUAUUUUGGUUGUGCAUAGAUACCCUUAUCUGUGGCGUGCACCCAGAAGAAGCUGUGGGUCAGCCAGGAUGCAGUGGCAUCUCACAGAGGACACUCUUCCCUUUGCUUUUGUUUUUGAUUUGUCCUGGUCCACAGCAGAUUUUUGGUGAGCACCCCAGUUACUAAUUUUUUUUCUGCAUACUUUGUCUAUUUUGAUUGCGCAUAGUUGCCCUUAUCUGUGCUGUGCACCCACUGGAAACUCUGGGUCAACUCUUAUGGCAUGCAGUAGAGGACAUUCCCCUGAUAGUGUGGAAGUGUCAUUUGUGGUGGCUCAAUGCUCAUUUUGGGGUGCAUAGCUACAGUUUAUAACUGCAUACUGUGAUCAUUGCACAGUGAGGUCAACGACACCUUUUACUUCACACAGUGAUGAUGCAUGUCGAAGGGGAGAAAUUCCCAGUGAUGGAGAUGUGUGAUAAUGGAUAUCAUAACUCUUAUUUUGUGGUGUAGGGUUAAAUAAACUAUAUAGGCUGUUCAGACAGCAAUUUGUUGAAAAAGGAAGUGGGAACUGGCCCCAAAUUCAGCAUCAUGAAAAACGUAUAAGACAGUGAUAACUGCAAGGUCACCGCCUAUUUUCCAACUACUGAGGUAAAGGACCUGCAAAAAAACGCGUUCAAAAUUAUUCAGCACAUUUGGUGCCAAUUCGCCUUUUUUGGUGGUGUGGCUCAUGUAAUAUCUGGUUCUUUUAGGAUUCCUGGGUUAACUAGCUAUAUGCGGCCCAUCCUGGGGCUGAGAUGAGAAGGUGGCGUGGACAAGGAGUUAAGCAUGUAAGUUCACCUAUAAUUUGCAGGGGUGGUUUAGGAGUAGCUUGCUCUGAGGUGUUUAGUUCAAGGUGGGACUCGGGAGACAUCAAACCUUUUGUACAUGUUGGAGACAGGCAGCGACCUAGGGAAUGCAAUUAGAAACAAAGAAAGAGGAUUGUUUUUAACCCUUUGUUCCUUUGAUCCACUGGGACAUAUGCUAGUUUCUGGAACUUUUCCAUGUAGUAUCUUUUCUUUAAAAUUGUUUAUUUUUCUCUUAGUCAACUGCUCCUGCAAGCAGAAUAGCUUCUGUUCAAGAGAGUUCUACAGCGCACGCCUUCCUGUGCAGCCCAAUGAGACCGGCCCCAGAGGAGGGUGCCUCAUGGGUGGGGGCGUGGUAGGGUUCAGUCUGGGGUAGUGCCUCCCUAAGAGUUCCUGGACCCUCGACCAGGUCCUCACCUGGUCCUUAGCUAGUGCCAGCCCUGCUCUCCAGCCUCCCUGGGGACUCCUGGUGCAAAAGAAGCCAAGUUGCCAUCACAUAUGGAGGUGCCAUCCAUGUUACAGGAUACAUCAUACAGAGCAACAGAAGCAGGAAACGCAGGCCCCUGGAGCUUGCAGCGUCCACUGAGAUUAGGGUUGCCGGGUCAGAAGCAUCCCAAACCCUGAGAUUUCAGGGGCGGGUCCUAGUGAUGUCAUUAAGCAUGAUACAUUAAGCAUCAACCACAGUUGCUUGGAGCAUACCACUUUUAAAAAAUGUUACUGAUUAGAAAUUAAGAUAGAAAUCUAAAUGAGGGUGUUUCUAGGUCCAGCUGAAGUGACAGGAUCAUUCCCUCUCACCUGCUUGGAGAUCCUGGGUAAGGAACAUUUAAUCUAGCCUACUUGCUUCUGGCAAGAAGGGUUUAAGUGCCCUCAGGCCAGGCCAGUCACCAGAAGAAAGGAGCCUUGUGUUGUGGAGAUGUUAGAUGGGAGCACUUGGGAGUAAAGAUGGAUGCCCCUGAAAACCAAUUUUAAACACUAAGGGACUAAUCCCCGUAGAACUCAACAGGAUUUACUUUUGAGGAGAUAUUGUUAGGAUUGUGCUGUUGGUAAGGCUUGAGUAGGGAUUCUCUGCAACAAUAUUCAUAUCAAAGCAAGGUUGACAACCCCCUGCAUGGAAUGUACUGCCUGCCUUUUAACGUGGCUUUACCGACUCGACUUUUCACUGCAGAGAGAGGUUUGAGAAAUGAGUAAGCGUUAAGAAGAUUCUCUACUCUUCCUUGCCUACUCUGUGAGCUGCUAUAAACUCAUUUUGACAGCCAACCCAAUUCCAGUGAAUAAUAACUGACAGAGGGAAAACACACAUGGUUUGGCCCACCUUUACAGGCACUAGAUUGGGAACAACAGCAAUUGAAGCCACACUUCCCAGUAUGUGAAUUCCCUUACCACUACUGGGCAAGAAACAAACCAUCAUGCAAAUAAUGUGCGUCAUGAAUGGGUUUAAGGGGGUUAAGCUGACCACAUGGAACCACUGUUGUUGCUUCUAUGCAUGUAAGGGAGUGAGGUCAGAGGUAAAUGAAAUGCAAAUUAAAAAAGGAAAAAGUUAUGUGCCUUCUUAUGCCAACCCUAUGAAUCAGCAACCUCCAAUAGCAUCUGUUACAAACCACCCUGUUCAGAUCUUGUAAGUUUAGGUCUGUGGCUUCCUUUAUGGAAUCAAUCCACCUUUUUUUGGUCUUCCUCUUUUUCUACUCCCUUCUGUUUUUCCCAGCAUUAUUGUCUUUUCUAGUGAAUCAUGUCUUCUCAUUGUGUGUCCAAAGUAUGAUAGCCUCAGUUUCAUCAUUUUAGCUUCUAGUGAUAGUUCUGGUUUAAAUUGUUGUAACACCCAAUUAUUUGUCUUUUUUGCAGUCCGUGGUAUACACAAAGCUCUCCUCCAACACCACAGUUGAAAUGAGUUGAUUUUUCUCUUACCCGCUUUUUUCACUGACCAACGUUCACAUCCAUACAUAGAGAUCAGGAAUACCAUGGUCUGAAUGAUCCUGACUUUAGUGUUCAGUGAUACAUCUUUGCAUUCAGUGACCUUUUCUAGUUCUCUCAUAGCUGCCGUCCCCAGUCCUAGCCUUCUUCUGUUUUCUUGACUAUUGUCUCCAUUAAGACAGAAGACUCAGCAUCCCACAACCAGUGAGGGUUCCUAACCAAAACUAAAAAUCCUGGCAGCCAAUCAGCCAAGGUCACAGAAAUCCCCAUUCAGCAUAAUCUGACCUGGGGGCUGCAGUUAGUGCAGAAUGCUGCGGCAUGAUUGCUAACGUGAGUUAGAUCUUAUCAGCACAUAAUACCUCUUUUCUGAAAUCUGCACUGGUUGCUGAUUUGCUGCCAGGCCAAGUUCAAGGUAUGCUUUUCAUGUUACAGGUUCCACAUAGUACUUGUUCUGCUCUUGUAAGAAAUUGAUCCUUUACUGUGGCACUACCUAUGCUUUGGUAUUCCCUGCCUAUUUACAUUAGGCAGGUGCCUUCAUUGUACUCAUUUUGGCACCUGCUAAUAACAUUUUUGUUUAGGCAAGCCUACUCAGCCACCCAGAAGCUAUUAUGUUUUUUAUCUGUUUUUAACUCAUUCUUGGUUUUAUUAUUUUGAAUGUUUUUAAAUACCUGUCUUUAACUGCUUUUGACAAUAAUUUUAUUGUUUUAAUUCCGUCUAUAAACUGCUUUGAGGUUUUUUACAAUAAAGCAGUAUAUAAAUGUUGUAAAUAAAAUACAUAAAUAUAUUUCAGAGUCACUAUGGCCCUUGGGUCUCUUUACUCUUUUAUACCAACUCAGGCCAUUUGGUACCAUCUAGCUCAGUACUGAUGACAUGGACUAGCAUUGGCUGUCCAGGAUUCCAGGCAAUAGUCUCUUCCAGAGGUUCAAUUUUGGUCCUUUGCAUGCAAAGCAAGUGGCCUACCACUGAGCUACAGCCCUGUUUAAAGAGGCCUAUUUUAAAAUUGUUCUUUUCAAUUCACUAGUGAAUGCACAGCAUACUAAGGCAGAUCCACACCAUGCAUUUAAAGCACAUUCAACAUACGUUUGAAGCACUUGAAUCCCACCACAGAAUCAUGGGAACUAUAAUUUAGGAGGGGUGGGAACUAUAACUAUGAGGUGGAAACUACACUUUCCAUGAUUUUUCGGGGGAAGUCAUGCACUUUAAAUGCAAGUUGGAUCUGGUUUAAAUGUAUUACGUGGAUCUUCAUUAUUUCAUAAACUUUGCCUGCAUACAAAUUAUUUUAAUUAAAUUUUAAAAUGAAAAUAAGCUACAAAAUUCACUGGAUGUCCAUGGGCUACGCACCAUCGCCAUUCUCUUUUGGUUGAUAUCUUUUGAAGCAGACCACUUAGAAACUUUUUUUUUUAAAAAAACCUGAAAGCUAAGAGUCCAGAGAUUAAGGUGACUCACCCAGAGACCCAGAGAGGGCCCCCAAAAACCAGAGUCUCUGGGCAAAAACAGGACACCUGGCAACCCUAACUGAGAUAGAUGGGCCAAUGCUCUGACGCUGUAUAAGCCACCUUCCUAUGUUCUUUUAUUCCCUCUUCCCUCCCCCUUUCCCUUGCAUGCUGGCACAGGGUAGAGGAAGUUUAACAAAGUGGGUUGGACUGUCCUGGGUGAGGAAGGGAGAUCAUGGCAUGUAUGGGGCAGUCCCCUUCUCUGCUCACCCCCUGACUGCUUAGCAAGAAGGCAGAGGCAAGUUUUUGUUGCAGGCUCCCCAGGACUGAGUCUCCUCCUUUGCUUCUUCCCAGCACUCUUAAACUUCCCCAUCGCCGCCCAAGCCUAUACAUGUGUGCUUGGAAGUGAGUCCCGCUAUACAGAUGAGAGCAUAAGAGCCUACUAAAUCAGGCCAAUGGCCCAUCUAGUGCAGUAUCCUGUUCUCACAAUGGCCCAUUUUUGCCGGUUCUGAAAGGCAGCAUCUCUCCAAAGUCUCAUGCCUAGCGCGUCCAUUGACUCCAUCCAAGAUCCCUUAGCUCCAGGAUGGGGAACUAGAUCUGGCUUGCCGGCCGGAACCUUCCUUCCCCCACCCCUGUGGGCCAACUUGGACAGGUGGGCAGGGAUGACCACCUGGGAAUCACCUGACAUCAUGAUGGCAUCAGGCGACAAUGUGAAAAGGAGCCCGCUGAGCCCCUCUGAAGGCUUGCUGUCAGUGCCAAUCUACUGAUUGGAGAGCCACAAUCCACUGAUCAGUGCUGAGCCAUUCCUUUUGACGUCUGUUAUGUAAUUGCUUUGUAUUCAAACCACUUGGAAACAGAGUUCAAAGUGGCUCUAAGCACCCAUCAACUGACCAGCUCUGAGACCCCACUGAGUGCACUUGAUGAGAAACUCCCAAACGCAGCUGAUUCCAGUGGGGCUCCUUGUCACAGCUGAUCAGUUGAUGGACGCUGACAGGUAGCCCCCCCCCCUUGCCACUGAACAACAGGGAGUUUAAGCUCCUCAUUCUUCAUUUGCAGCCACAUUUUCACCUGCCCCCACUGGAUGUCACAGGUGUGGGGAAAACACAAAUAUGUGCCAAGGAUAUUGAUAUCACAGGAAUGCAUAGAGUAGGACGGUUGGUACAGGGGGCAGAACAUCACUGUAGCAUUACAGCAUAGAACAAUUGGAUGAAACUGUUGCCAUGGUCAUGAUGAAUGUGGGGGUAUAUAUCUGUCUGUAACUGACCACCAUUUUAGUUGAGUUCUGUACUUUGCUCCAGCUAAGCGCUUGGCUGAAUAAAGAACCUUAAACCAG
Rhineura floridana is the source of this 8294-nucleotide messenger RNA. RefSeq names its product gastrula zinc finger protein XlCGF26.1-like. The transcript is spliced from 6 exons. Gene Ontology annotation, molecular function: DNA-binding transcription factor activity; RNA polymerase II cis-regulatory region sequence-specific DNA binding. Lineage: Eukaryota; Metazoa; Chordata; Lepidosauria; Squamata; Rhineuridae. Gene Ontology annotation, biological process: regulation of transcription by RNA polymerase II. The record is from RefSeq and is a predicted model, not a curated record. Bases 174 to 2225 code for a protein of 683 amino acids.